Messenger RNA from Schistosoma mattheei, 4611 nucleotides. Lineage: Eukaryota; Metazoa; Platyhelminthes; Trematoda; Strigeidida; Schistosomatidae. The record is from the annotation of a GenBank genome assembly.
AUGGAUUAUUCGUGUGGACUCGGUCCUCAUUUAAGUGGGUCACUCAAACGAAGCAACAAUCCUCGACGUUCUAUUUCUUCAUCAAAAUAUAUUGGGGGAAUUGACUGGCAGCUACGCAAUCAAUUUACAGAACAGUUGAAAUGUCUAGAUCUUAAAUUAGAUAUUGAUUCUACUGUAGUCGCUGAACUUCAGGAUUUUUAUCGUCGACGAGCUAGUGUAGAACAGGAUUAUUCCGAUGCCUUAGCUAAACUUGCCAAUGGGUUAAAACAACGUCAUGUGAAUGAAACAACAAAACGCCCUCAUUGGGCGCCUUAUACAGCAACCACCAUAUGGAAUACAUUACUUGGUUCAACAUUACAUCUAGCUGAAGCUCAUGCAACUUUAUCUGAUAUUUUUUCGAAACAAAUGGUUCAACGUUUAGCUGAUAUGGAUGAAGAUGCUGUCCGUUUGCACAAACAGUGUCGUGAAAUGAUGUCCUCAUGUCAAGAUCGUGUUUUAGCCAAUACUACUAAACUCCAGGCCGAUCAACGUGAAUAUGCACAUAGGCAAGCCGCAGCAUUAGAGGCUGAUCGAAUCCGUCGUCGUGCUGAAGAUAAACUGUUAGCUGCUAAUCAAAAAGCCCGUAGUAAAGGCAAAGAUCCUGAUAAUAGUCAACGGUCUAUGCGAGCUCAAAAUGAAUUCGACUUGAAACAAGCGAAUUAUAUCAAUGCGAAUUUAUCAACAACUCGUGCACGAAAUGAAUAUUUAAUACAGUUGGCUGCCACUAAUCACAGUGUUCAACGUUAUUUCACUCAAGAGGCGCCGGAUAUAGUUGAGUGUUUAUUUUGUGGUUUUCAUAAUAGUCUGGCGCGUUCAGCAAUGAUGCAUUUAAGUUGUGAAGAAACAUUGAAAUCAUGUCAUGGUUCAAUUGUUGAAAUGUUAAAUAGAAAUAUUACAGCACUUGAUUUACGACAAGAUAAAGCAUGCUUUUUCAAACGUAACGAACAAGUGUAUACACGUCCGGGUUAUUUUAAAUUUAUGCCAUCCAAAGAAGAUAUUGAAGAUCAUAUUCGUCCAGAUGGUCCAUUGUAUGAUGAACUUCAAACAACAGCUAGUCAACUUACGGCUAGUAUCGAAGCACUCCGUGUAUCGACAGAUGAAACUUGGAAGACACUAGAAGAGGUUGAAAAGAAGUUAUUAGAAUUAAUUAAUCAGAAAGACUAUGAUGUCUCACGAUUGUUUUGCAUUGAAAAGCCUCGUUCAAGACGUUCACUUGUUGGUGUUGGUGGUGGUGCUUCGGCUGGCGUGUCGAAUAACUUAACAACUUCUAACCCUUUAGGAAGUAGUAUGGGUAGUAUUGGAACUGGUUCUAUUACUUCAUCUUCGUCUUCUUCUCCUGGUACAAUCAGUGCUGCAAAUGUACAUUCUAAUCAACAGAUAUUAUCUACAAGUGGCCGGAGUACAAGCCCUGGUUUGUUGCCUAGUUCAACGGCUAUCGUGAGUCAAGACAGUAGUUUACAGGAUACUUCUAAUUUAUCAACUGUUUCACAGACUAAUCAUUCAGGUUCAACUACAUUUGGUGGGAACGAUCCAACUCAAGCUGGUUUAUAUCUUCGUCUCAGGUCAUUGUUUCGUGAUUCUAGAAUUGAACAAGAGAAGUUUUAUUUAGAUAGAUUUGCACACUAUACCCAAGAAAUGCAUAUUUGUCAAUUAAUGCAAGUGAAACUUGCACAAAUUCAAAAUGCACUAGCUUCUUCACAACCAAACUCACAUGAAUCAAUACCUCAAACAUCGCCAUCUUCUCAAAACCUGAAAUCUAUGCUUCGACAUGGUAUACCUGUUUUACCAAAACUACCUGGAUAUAAUAAAGACUUUACAAAAAAUCUCAAAUCUCCAACUUCACCAACUUCUAGUCAUUCGAAAAUCGAUAGUGAUUCUUUUAAUUCACCUAUUCUUGCAUCAUCAUCUCAUUGUGAUGUAACAUCAACACCUGUAUCAAAUCCUUCAUUUUCCAGCCAUUCUGGAAGUCAAUCUACUCUAGUCAGUAAGCAUCAAGCCCGUCGUGUCCUUCGUGUACCGAAUGUUGGCAAACCUAAACUGUUUGGUGGUACCAUAGAUGAAUAUGUAGAAGCUACUAAGCAACCGAUCCCUCGCAUUGUAUUAUCUUGCAUUCGUGUUAUUAAUGAAUAUGGAAUGCAUCAACAAGGUGUAUUUCGUGUCUCUGGUAGUCAGGCAGAAAUUAAUGACUUUAAAGAUGCUUUUGAAAAUGGGGAUGACCCUCUGAUUGGUAUUCAUGAGGCAAGAGAUAUAAAUUCAACUGCUAGUCUGUUAAAAUUAUAUUUUCGUGAACUAGGCGAGCCUCCAUUUCCAGAUACCAUUUUCUUAGAACUUAUAGACAUAACACGUAAACAUCGGGAAAUCAGUGAAAUGAUUCGACGCUUACGUCAUGUGAUCACAGAAAAUUUGAGUAGACCAGUUUUUGUUGUAAUGAGAUAUUUAUUCGCAUUUUUGAAUCAUGUAUCUGAAUAUUCUAAUGAGAAUAUGAUGGAUGCAUACAAUUUGGCUAUUUGUUUUGGUCCAACAUUAAUCCCUAUUCCAAGUGAAUAUAAUCAAUUACAUUGUCAAUCAAGUGUUAUUGAUUUAAUCAAACUACUCAUUGUACAUCAUUUAGUAAUCUUUGAUCAUAUGCUACCUGGACCUGUGUAUACCAAGAAUAAGUAUAAUAUUAGCACUAAUAAAACUACAAGUCAUAAAUCUGUGACCAGUUUAGACUCACAUCGUUUAUCACUUUCGUCAAAUAAUGCUAUCGAGAUAAAUGCAGAUAAACAACAUAUUAAGGAUGAUAGUAGUAAUUCAUUCAAACAAAACUUUCAUAAUACAUGUCAAUUUUCAAUGGAAUUAAAUGUUAAACACCAAUCAACUACACAUUUGGAUCAUGUACAGAGUAAUGAUAAUAAUAAUAAUAAAAUUUCACCCGCGGAAUGUGGUAAAGCAUCAAGUGUUGGCAAUCUAAUUGACAAUGAGACAUUAUCUUCGUCUAAGCAAAAUGAAACUGUUAGAGAUGAUGACUACGUGUUUUCUGAAGAUGUCCAAUCCAUAUCUGAUAGUGAAGAUUCCGAACCAGCGUACACUUUAGCUGUCGCUCGAGCAGAUUUUACUGGAUCAAGUGAACGGGAAUUAUCAUUUCAUCAAAGUGAUGAGAUUUUUCUUUAUCGUCAAUUAAGUCAACAUUGGUGGGAAGGACAAUUAGCUUCAGAUUCGAGUUGUAAACGUGGCUUAGUACCACAUUUAUAUGUUGUACCGAAAGCUGCUCUAUUACACCUUGCAGCAUGUGAAGAAGAUAAUCACAGCAAUGAAAAUCAUCUGUUAAAUGAGAUGACUAUUGAUCUUUCUAAAAAGAGUGGAUAUACAGCAAUUGAUGGAAGUUUAAGUAAUUUAGAUCAUGUCGAUGCUGUUAAUAAUGAUGAUGAUAGUAAAAGUGUAACAGAAAAUGGUAGUGUACUCAGUUGGAAUUGUCCUUCUGAAAGUUCAAACGAAAAUAUUCUUUCUGAUACUAAUGAUAGUAAAGUGCAUCAUUUAUCACAGUCUGAAACUCCAAUUUCAAUAGUUGACAAAUCAAAUCAAUCGGAAACAAUAACCUUGUCUAAAACUAUUCACGAUAGUUCUAUUCUCAAAGGGAAUUCUUCAGUGAUUGAGAUUUCUGAUAAAGGUGUAAAAUCGACUAUUUGUAAGGAAAGUCCAAAUAGUACAUCAGAAUCUCCCGAAUCUAAAGAUAAAAAGUCUUUACCAGAAUUCGGUUAUUCAGAUAAACUCGUGAUGCAUCGGUUUAAUCAUCGUUAUACUAUUGGUUAUCCAGCCUUUGGGCCUUUAGGUUCUGUUCCUGAAAAUGAAGUUAUAUCACCCAGUGAAUUAACUCCAUCAUCUCCUGUGUAUAGUUUAAAUGAAGCCAAUAAUCGUUGCCAAUCUGUAGGCGAAGGCAGCUCUCGAUUUUUGUUUAAUUCCGACGUUGAUACAGCUUUAGAAGAGGUUAUGCGUGGUUUAACUUCUUUGGAACAAGCAGAUAACCGCAAUAGUGAUUCUAGAACGCUUGAACGCAACCAAGAACUGACUCGUAAGCUUUACUUACCUAGCGCGAAACAUGCUCCAGAUUUAGUCAUGGAUCUUCCCAUUUCAACAGAUUCUAAGGUGCAAAAAUGUACACCAUCUCCCAGUUGCACUCAUGAAGAGUCGGCUGACAGUUUUGCUGAACAUUUCGCCGAGCAAACUUUGAAUACAAUGCGAAAGCGCUCUGAAACCCAAUCAUCACCACAAUCGUCAGUAACUUCAAGCCAAUGUCCCGCCAGUGACGGUGGUAACUCAAGCUAUGGAGAACUUGGCAAAGUUAUUCUACGGAGUAAAUCUAAUCAUACAGUUCAAUCGGUAGAAGUUCCUAGAAGCUUGCCCCGUUUGAAUAGAGCAAGUUCUGAAGAAAAAAAACAUGAAAUACCACAGACUGCCGAUGAACAACCGACUAGUGAACCGAAACUUUCAAUCGCUGCUCGAGUAGCAGCUUUCGAAGCAACUAAAUCUGAUCCAUCUGGUUCUUCCAUAAACUUUGCUCCAAAAUUAGCUCCUAAACCUAAAAGAGGUUAA